Trichosporon asahii var. asahii CBS 2479 is the source of this 1452-nucleotide messenger RNA. RefSeq lists its product as uncharacterized. Bases 1 to 1452 code for a protein of 483 amino acids. Gene Ontology annotation, cellular component: mitochondrion. Lineage: Eukaryota; Fungi; Basidiomycota; Tremellomycetes; Trichosporonales; Trichosporonaceae. The transcript is spliced from 3 exons. The record is from RefSeq and is a predicted model, not a curated record. Gene Ontology annotation, biological process: lipoate biosynthetic process. Gene Ontology annotation, molecular function: 4 iron, 4 sulfur cluster binding; lipoate synthase activity.
AUGUCCGUAAUUGGUGUAGAAAAGAUCUUUUCCAAGGCCGAUGACGAGAUUUUCCAAUCCUCAGGGCUUGCGCCUGGCGAGCGGCAAGCGGCGGCGGACAUGUGCCGCUCCUCCCCAGCUCAAGAUCCGAUAUUCUCUUCAUCUUCUCCGACAACGACUCACCUCCACAACAAUCUUCCACCCCUCCUCCCCUUCCCUUUCUUACCAAUCACCCACUCGACCGACCAUGGUGUCCAUCGCUGCGACCACGCUCCGAACAGCCCGCACAGCUCGUGCAGUGAGUUAAUCCUCUCUGCCCAUGCUAACUCUCAGCUCCCCUCGUGCUCCCGCGCUCUCGCGACGGCCGCCGAUGCCGCUCCCCAGCAGCCUGCCAAGCGGCGGUUCGCCAAGCUCGACGAUGGACUUACGUUUGACGACUUUGUGUCUGGCGAGCCUAUCCCGCCUGCCUCCGAGCGUGUCGUGCUCGGCAACACGUCGCAGCCGCGUCUCCCGAGUUUCCUGAAGCACCCCAUCCCGCGCGGCGAGUCUUACACGGGAAUCAAGAAGGACCUGCGUGGUCUGGGACUGCACACGGUGUGCGAGGAGGCCAAGUGCCCGAACAUUGGCGAGUGCUGGGGCGGCGGCAAGGGCGCGGCGACGGCGACCAUCAUGCUCAUGGGCGACACGUGCACGCGCGGGUGCCGCUUCUGCUCUAUCAAGACGGCGAAAGCCCCGCCGCCGCUCGACGUGCACGAGCCCGAGAACACGGCCGAGGCCAUCUCGCGCUGGGGACUGGGAUACAUUGUCCUGACCUCCGUGGACCGCGACGACCUCGCGGACGGAGGCGCCAAGCACAUCGCCGAGACGAUCGUCAAGAUUAAGCAGAAGGCGCCCAAGAUCCUUGUCGAGGCGCUCACCCCCGACUUUGCCAACAAGGGAGACGAGACGAUCAAGACGGUCGCGACGAGUGGACUCGACGUCUUUGCCCACAACAUUGAGACCGUCGAGCGGUGCACGCCCUUUGUCCGUGACCGCCGCGCUGGGUUCCGCCACUCCAUCGAGGUCCUCCGCAAGGCCAAGGCGUUCGCGAAGGAGGACGGAAAGGAGCUCCUCACCAAGACGUCGAUCAUGCUCGGUGUCGGCGAGCAGGAGGACGAGGUCCACCAUGCCCUUCAGUGUCUCCGCGACGCCGACGUCGACGUCGUCACUUUCGGCCAGUACAUGCGCCCGACAAAGCGCCACAUGAAGGUGGACCGCUACGUGGAGCCCGUCGAGUUUGCGCGCUGGAAGGAGGUCGCCGAGGGCAUGGGCUUCCUGUACGUUGCGUCGGGCCCGCUCGUGCGCUCCUCGUACAAGGCCGGCGAGUUCUUCAUUGAGAACGUGCUCAAGAAGCGUCGUGCGGCCGCGGCGGAGAAGGCCGCGGCGGAGCUGGCUGCCAAGAAGGAGCAGGAGGGCGCCGAGGCCAACCUCUAA